AUGUUUACCCUUCAAACUUUAUGCAGAGCUAACAAGAAUGUUGGUAUUUCAUUCAAGAAAUUGGCUUGUUACCAUAUGCGUAUUGGCGAAUUGAAAAGCCUCUAUGCCACUACAAAUAAUUUAAGACGUGGAAAUACUGCUAUUAUGAUCAUUUUAUCUCAAGCAUUGAUGGCUGUUGACUUCCAAGAGUUAUUCGAUUUAAGCAUUUAUGGUCACUGUUAUGGAGGUUUGGGAGCUUUGCGAAAGAUAAAGGUCACACCUAUUGACUGUUUCAUUUUAAUAACAGCCAAUGAUGUUUGUACAUCAUUAUGGCUUGGCGAUUGCGUUUAUCUAUCACAACCACCACCAGCUCCUAAACUUAAGAUUGGAUAUAUUUCUAGAAAUCUACAUUAG
Messenger RNA from Entrophospora sp. SA101, 393 nucleotides. The record is from the annotation of a GenBank genome assembly. Lineage: Eukaryota; Fungi; Glomeromycota; Glomeromycetes; Entrophosporales; Entrophosporaceae.